UCAUUUGCACAGAUACGGGACUUUGUUCUACUGUCCCCAUUUUCAUCUUCCUUUCGUCUUCUUUCACUCUCCGGUCUCUAUUCUUCUUAUCCUUUCUUCUCGUACUCUCUCUCAUCACCAUCGUCGAUCGUAAAAAGCAGUUGAAAAGCUGGAAGAGAUUGUAGAUCUGGAGAUGAAGCUUCAAAUAAUGUUCGAAUAGAUCUUGACUUCGCUGGAAGAGCACUGCGCCGCCGUGCUCCUCUGCGUGCCUUGCGCUUCACGUGACGUCAUUCGCCUUCGUGAUGAUGUAUUUGAAAAAUGAUGUUUUCGUUGGUUAUGAAAGAUGGGAGGAUGAGGAUUGUCGUGAUUGCCCAGGUUGCGGGGUGUGAGGAGGCGUGGGAGAGUUUCGCAAGGCUGAAAAUUGUAUAAUGGCUAAACAAGCUCAAAACCUCUUUUUGGAGGAAUGGCUUACUCUUAACAGUAAUGGUAGCAGCAGCAUCAGCUCUAUACAAUCUUCUUCAUCAUCAGCAAGAGCCAUCAUCCAAGCAUGGGGUGAUCUUAGGGACUCCCUAAAGCAAAAUUUCUUCCAACCACAUCAUCUUCAAUCUCUACAAGUCUUGCAUAAUUCCCAAUCCUCUGUUUAUGUGUCAGACCCGCAAGCAAAACUUCUACUUUCUAUUCUGUCCUCAAAAGACCUCUCACCUCCGCUUGAAUCCUAUCCUCUCCUUCUCAGACUUCUGUAUAUAUGGGUUAGAAAGUCAUCCAAGCCAUCUUCAGUGCAUAUUGAUUCAGCUGUUGUCAUUCUUCAUCAACUUUUCUCAUUGCAUAUUCAUUCAGAGCAGAGCCCUUAUUUCUACUCUGAGGCUUUUUUACUUGCGGGUGCUCUUACGUGCGUGCCUUCCAUAUCUGAGAAGUCAAAAACGGAUUGUUUGGAAUUGCUCAGCAGACUAUUAAAAGAAGAGUAUCCAUAUAUUUUUACAAGUAAUGGGUAUACUGCAAAAUUUCUUGCUGGAAUUGGAUAUGCUUUAUCUUCUUCGGGAACUGUUCAUCUUGUAAGGAUUGUGGAUUCCCUACUUAAAAUUUGGAAUAGAGCUGAUGGACCUUCUGGCAGUGUAUCAGAUGGUCUCAUGAUAUUGCAUCUUAUAGAAUGGGUUCUUUAUGGAUUUGUCAAGACACAUUCUUCAGAUAAAAUUAGUGUUCUUACCGGGGAGAUUUUAAGAACUUCAACUCCAACAUGUGCUUCAUUUGCUGUGCUUAUGGCUGCUGCUGGAGUACUGCGAGCUUCCAGUAGAUCUGUAUCAAGUGUCUUAAUGGUAUCAAGGAGUUCUGCAGAAGAAUGUAUCGGGCGUGUUGCAAGAAACUUGAUUUCCGGGACUGAAGGUUGUAAUACUUCAGGGAGCCAACCAGGGAACAUUCUCUUACUACAUUGUAUAUCAUUAGCUUUGGCCCGAAGCGGUCCUGUCUCUUUCCAGGUCUCCCUGCUUAUGUGUCUCUCUUCAGCUUUACUGAAUGAAAUAUUUCCCCUGAAACGUCUCUAUGCAAAGAUACUGGAAAACCACCAUGAUAGUUCAACAAUUGUGUUUAAUGAGGUAAAGCAGCACUUAAGUAGUGCCAUCUUUAGGGAAGCUGGUGCUAUAAGUGCUGUCUUUUGCAAUCAGUAUCUCUUAGCCGAUGAAGGGUCAAAGAGUGUAGUGGAAAAUUGUAUAUGGAAGUACUGUGAGGAUGUCUAUUCGUUGCACCGCCAAGUGGGUUUAGUGCUUAGAGGGAUCGAGGUUGAGUUGAUAGGGAAUUUGGAGAAAAUUGCGGAAUCUGCAUUCCUUAUGGUUGUAGUUUUUGCAUUGGAAGUUACAAAACAGAGGCUGCACUCCAGGUUUUCACGAGAAACCCAACUAGAAAUUUCAGUCAGAAUUUUAAUUGCAUUUUCAUGUUUUGAGUACUUUCGGCGAAUGCGAUUAUCUGAGUAUAUGGACACAAUCAGAAAGGUUGUUGUUAGUGUCCAAGAAAAUGAUUUGGCUUGCAUAUCGUUUGUAAAAUCUAUCCCUUCAUACAGUCAACUGAUAAAUAAAGAUGGACCUUCCAGCUUGAAUAAAUUAGACUAUAUAUGGUCUAAGGAUGAUGUACAGACUGCUCGGAUCUUGUUUUACCUUCGGGUCAUUCCCACUUGCAUAGAACAGGUACCAGCUUCUGUAUUUCGUGAAGUGGUGGCGCCAACAAUGUUCUUAUACAUGGGACAUCCCAAUGGAAAAGUCGCUCGGGCAUCGCACUCUUUGUUUAUGGCUUUUAUUUCUUCUGCAAAGGAUUCUGACGAUGAAGAAAGAUUAUCAUUGAAGGAGCAACUAGUUUUCUUUUAUAUGCAGAGAUCCCUGGAGAGUUAUCCCGGGCUUACUCCUUUUGAGGGGAUGGCUUCUGGAGUUGCUGCAUUGGUUCGAUAUCUUCCUGCUGGAAGUCCUUCUACAUUUUACUGCAUUCAUAGUCUUGUUGAAAGAGCUAAUAACCUUUCCAGUGAAAUCAUGGCUGAUGACAAUGAGGCAUGGACAAAUUGGCAAGAGGAGGCAGAGCCCUGUAAGAAACUUCUGGAACUGCUCAUGAGGCUUCUCUCUCUGGUUGAUAUACAAGUCCUGCCAAGUCUUAUGAAGCUGCUAGCCCAGCUGACUGUGCAGCUUCCCAAGGAGGGUCAAAACAUGAUUCUCAAUGACCUAUAUGCUCAAGUUGCAGAAUCUGAUGAUGUUAUUCGAAAACCGAUUCUGGUUUCAUGGCUGCAGUCCUUAUCUUAUCUUUGUUCUCAACCUACCAGUGGAAAUGCUGCUUUAACUGCAAAUACUGGUGAUUUAGGCUUCAACAAAAUUGAUGCACGACUAUGAGAAACUUAGGUUUGGUUUUACUAUAAUCGAGUUUUCUUACCUUGAACCAGAUGGCCUAAUUUGUUCCAUGCUGGGUUUUGCCCAAUGUAGCUUGACAAUCUGUAAUAUUUGUGUAUGUGUAACAUAAUAAGCCUGUAAUAUCUUUUCGGCAUGGUGCCACAGUAAGGGAAGAACGUAGUCAUCUGUGCUUGUACUUGUUGAAGCAUAGCAUGAUGUUAUCUACCAAAUGCAUAAUAAGAAUGAGACUGUUUGGUUUA
This is a messenger RNA of Daucus carota subsp. sativus, 3097 nucleotides long. RefSeq lists its product as uncharacterized. The coding region runs from base 408 to 2840 and encodes 810 amino acids. The record is from RefSeq and is a predicted model, not a curated record. NCBI's taxonomy places the organism in Eukaryota, Viridiplantae, Streptophyta, Magnoliopsida, Apiales, Apiaceae. The transcript is spliced from 6 exons.